CAAGGGCUGGGCUCCGCAUUUCGCCUUGCCCGGUUGGGCAGAACGUUUCCUGGCUGUCUCCCCCUCGGCCCGGCGUUGGUCUCGCUCUCUCCGGAGCUUUGGGGCGGGAGGCGCAUACGCCCCCCGUGGGAGACCCGACAGAAUGUUGCGAUUUCGUCUCCUUCCUGCUAUGGCGGCCUUGGCUGUCACUUCCAGGCGCCAUUUUGGUACUUCUCGUUAUGCCCAAAGCCGACGCAGGCUUAUGAUGGUAGCCUUUGCAGGGACAGCAGCUCUAACCACAAGCACCGGGCUUCUUUGGAGAAGAGCCCAGGCAGAAGCAUCGCCUCCUGUGAAUCAUGACAUGCACACGACGGAUGAGAAAAUGAAAGACAGAGAAGUAGCGAAUGAAGGGAGCGAUGAAGAGAAAGCUCUAGAGUCCAAUAACGUUUCUCAGGCAGAAGGAAAGAAGAAAAAGCAGCGUUCUGGAUUUCGAGACCGUAAGGUGAUGGAAUAUGAAAACAGGAUCCGAGCUUACUCUACUCCAGAUAAAAUCUUUCGAUACUUUGCCACAUUGAAAAUCAUCAGUGAGCAUGGAGAUUCAGAAGUAUUUAUGACCCCACAAGAUUUUGUGCGAUCUAUAACACCAAAUGAAAAGCAACCAGAAAAUUUAGGUCUUGAUCAAUUUGUGGUGAAACGCUACGAUGGAAAGAGAAUUUCCCAGGAACGUGAGAAGUUUGCAGAUGAAGACAGCAUCUUUUAUGCCCUUGGAGAAUGUGGCUUGAUUUCCUUUUCUGAUUAUAUCUUCCUCACAACAGUCCUGUCAACUCCUCAGAGAAACUUUGAAAUUGCUUUCAAGAUGUUUGAUCUAAAUGGCGAUGGAGAAGUGGAUAUGGAAGAGUUUGAACAGGUUCAGAGCAUCAUUCGUUCCCAGACUAGCAUGGGGAUGCGUCACAGGGACCGUUCCACUACUGGGAAUACGUUGAAGACUGGCUUCAAUUCAGCAUUGACGACAUACUUUUUUGGAGCCGAUUUGAAGGGGAAACUCACCAUCUCCCACUUCUUGGAGUUCCAGCGGAAACUUCAGCAUGACAUUCUCAAGCUCGAGUUUGAAAGGCAUGACCCUGUAAAUGGUCGAAUCACGGAACGCCAAUUUGGCAGCAUGCUGCUGGCUUAUAGUGGAGUACAAUCCAAAAAGUUGACUGUGAUGCUGAAACAACUCAAGAAGCAUUUCCAGGAUGGAGUGGGACUAACAUUUGAGGAAGUAGAAAAUUUCUUCACAUUCCUGAAAAACAUAAAUGAUGUUGAUACAGCUUUAAGUUUCUACCACAUGGCUGGAGCAUCUCUUGAUAAAGAUACGAUGCAACAAGUAGCCAAGACAGUGGCAAAGGUGGAACUAUCAGACCAUGUAUGUGAUGUUGUGUUUGCUCUUUUUGAUUGUGAUGGAAAUGGAGAGCUGAGCAACAAGGAAUUUGUUGCCAUCAUGAAGCAGAGGCUUAUGAGGGGAUUGGAGAAGCCCAAAGACAUGGGCUUCACGCGGCUCAUAAGGGCUAUGUGGAAGUGUGCUCAGGAGACGGCCUGGGAUUUUGCCAUGCCCAAGCAAUAACCCCCAGAAGACAAGAAAGCCUGGCUGUACCACCGACCUGGCAAGAAUCCUGAAUUCUCCUGCCGCCUUCUGCCUUGUGGCAGAUGCCCCAAGAUGGAAGGUCUUCUUCAGUGGAAGGACUUGUCCUUCAUUAUGGCACUGAAAGACAAACUUUGGGAGGCAAAGACAAUGGAGCUGCACAGCUGACUUCAAAACAUCUAAACUGAAAUUUGAGUCCAUUCUGACAUUUAUCUUGACAGUUUGUUUACUGACCUGCAAACAUUUUUUCUGUUUUCCAUUAAGUUUUCCUUUUUUUUUUUAAUUUCUGGAAGACCAAACCAAUUCCUUCGUCAGUUGGUUUUGAACGUUCCAUCUGUAGUAUCUCUAGUAGAAGAUGGCUGAGUAAGGAUGGUUCAGCGGACAGUGUAUGAGUAGCAGACUGAUUAGAAGGGGUUUGUUGGAUCCAAACAAAAAAACCUCCUUAGACUGAGUCAGCACUUAUCCAGUACCCCAAAAUUGAUCUGAAACAUUUGAAAGUUAAGGGGGGGGGAGAAGGGGGGGAUCACGAUAAACGAAUCCCGACAUUCAGAAAUCCUUACAAAAUGCCCAGAUGCAGACUCUCUUCUCAGUUGUCUGUGAGUUUCAAAGCGAAAGUCAGGUGGGGUGUUAAUAUGAAGGAAUUUUUGCAAGAGGGCUCCUCCUGCAAAAAUGGCUUUGCAUUGCAUUAUGAAAAAACAUUGAAGAAGUGAAUGCUUCUUGGUUGAUCUUUAAAAAAAAACACCACAAGUUAAACAUAAUGUUUUUUCUCAUUUCUCAUUCCAUAAGACCCUUAUCCA
Messenger RNA from Thamnophis elegans (Western terrestrial garter snake), 2397 nucleotides. It is a transcript of the gene MICU1, whose product is annotated as mitochondrial calcium uptake 1. Gene Ontology annotation, biological process: calcium import into the mitochondrion; mitochondrial calcium ion homeostasis. Gene Ontology annotation, molecular function: calcium ion binding. The transcript is spliced from 12 exons. Gene Ontology annotation, cellular component: uniplex complex. The record is from RefSeq and is a predicted model, not a curated record. Bases 143 to 1582 code for a protein of 479 amino acids. Lineage: Eukaryota; Metazoa; Chordata; Lepidosauria; Squamata; Natricidae.